AUGUUGGCGCUGGCCUUGACAGCAGAUCUUACGGGUGUCACGGACCUUCUUCCUCUAGAUACGCCCGACGAGCCUUAUUUCUACACCUUCAAAGUGCAGUGCACUUCAUGUAGAGAGACACAUCCGAACUGGGUCAGUGUGAGUCGUUACGAACAAAGCGAAGUCUCUGGAAGCAAGGGAGAAGCCAACUUCGUAUGGCGAUGCAAAUCAUGCAAAAGAGAGUCAACAGCGACGAUCAAGAACCCGCCUCACGUAUACACAUAUUUUUCUCCACCCAAGAAGCAAAACAUUAUCGAGUUUGACUGUCGAGGCCUAGAAUUCACAGAAUUUAAACCAGAUGGAGAAUGGCAGGCCAAAGGGCUGGAGUCGCCAACCAAGUUCUCGGGGAUCGAUUUGCAGGAGGGUGAAUGGUUCGAAUAUGACGAGAAGGCUGGCGAGGAAGUCAGUAUCAAGGACAUGAAAUGGGAGAUUAAAAGAGCUUGA
This is a messenger RNA of Letharia columbiana, 483 nucleotides long. RefSeq lists its product as uncharacterized. The coding region runs from base 1 to 483 and encodes 160 amino acids. The record is from RefSeq and is a predicted model, not a curated record. The transcript has 5 exons. NCBI's taxonomy places the organism in Eukaryota, Fungi, Ascomycota, Lecanoromycetes, Lecanorales, Parmeliaceae. Gene Ontology annotation, molecular function: zinc ion binding.